Symbiodinium natans is the source of this 633-nucleotide messenger RNA. NCBI's taxonomy places the organism in Eukaryota, Dinophyceae, Suessiales, Symbiodiniaceae. The record is from the annotation of a GenBank genome assembly.
AUGACUGCAAGUCUUGGAUUCCAUAGCACGUCCAUGGGACGAUUCUUCAUGAUGUCGCUUCUGUUCCUCUCCGAUGCGCUCGUGAGCGUGAACCGCACGGACCGGAUUGAGGUGGUGCUCAACACCACAGAGGCAGAGCUGCCCCUUCGGGACAUGCCGGAGGCACCUGCUGCCCGGGCGCACCGGUCAAGCCGGUCUACAGCGCUGCAGGUGGUACCUCGAGUUUGGCCUCUGGGGGAGGCGGAAGACACCCCUCCGCCAUUCCGCACGCUGCACCUCUACAUGGCAGUUAGCAUGAUCCUUGGCAUGGUGAUGGUGGCUUGCUACAGGAGUUUGCAGUGGCUUUGUUCCAGCGGUCCAACCCGUCCGCUGCAGGCGCACGACCCUUUGGAGUACGCCUUCAAAGCGCGACAGCUGCAGAGGCUGCGACAGGCGCCGGCCGGCUCCCACGAGGAGGUGGGAGAAUUAGGGUUUGUAGAUAUUAUGGUACUUAUAGUGUUUAUGGGGUACUUAUGGGGUGGACACGGGAUGGUGAGUCUACACUGUGUACUACAUCACUACGGCUUGGGGGUUGACAGGAUCUGCGACUUUCGGUUUGUUGGGACCGCGCUGUCAAGCUUCCACAACUGUUGA